Messenger RNA from Striga asiatica, 2286 nucleotides. Lineage: Eukaryota; Viridiplantae; Streptophyta; Magnoliopsida; Lamiales; Orobanchaceae. The record is from the annotation of a GenBank genome assembly.
UGCAGAUGCUCUUACACUUUAUCCUCCAAAACACACUGCAUCCUCUCCAUCUAACCUUCCAUGGAAAACUGAAAACUGCUUUCGUUGUCCUCCACCGCUUUCUCUCUCCUGUUCUGAUAUUCUUCUCUCUCUGUCCGCCGUUUACCGCCGCUACAAAUUGAAGUUCUUUUUUUUCGAUUACUCACUCGAAACCCAUUUUUCCUGAAUGCAUAAUCAGGUCGCCUUAUCCCUAAAAUCCAAUUAUGCCCUCUUUUCUUCCUCCUCAGCUAAAACCCACCAAAGCCCUAGAUCAUCUCCUUCGGUGGCGAGGAUGGAUUUCUGUCACAAUUGGGUCUUGAAAUGUAGAGGGACCGAGAUCCCUGCCGCCAAGCAGCACCUUAAUUCGCCGAGCUUCAGCCGUGGGUCGGUGGUUGAUGACCGGAGUACGUCAGCCGGAGUUAAGGAUGUUGACGUGGCUACAAUCGGGAACCUCUGCGUUGAUAUUGUGCUCAGCGUCCCGAAACUGCCCCCGAAGUCCUUGGAUGAGCGCAAGUCAUACAUGGAAGAAUUGUCCAAGUCGCCUCCGGAUAAGGAAUUCUGGGAAGCUGGCGGUAAUAGCAAUAUGGCCAUAGCUGCAGCUAGAUUGGGACUUCGGGUUGUCUCGAUUGGCCAUGUUGGUUCCGAAAUCUAUGGCCGUUUUCUCUUAGAUGUGCUUAAUGAUGAAGGAAUUGGAAUGGUUGAAAUGGAUGAGCAUAAGCUGCAAAGCGAUGUAAUCGAGACUUUAUCCACUUCAUACGAAACCCUUCUGUGCUGGGUUUUGGUGGACCCUCUGCAAAGGCAUGGCUUUUGUAGCCGUUCAGAUUUCAGUGAAGAGCCUGCAUUUAGUUGGAUGAACUCACUUUCCAUUGAGGCCAAGAUGGCUAUAAGAAGGUCAAAAAUCAUUUUCUGCAACGGUUAUGGAUUUGAUGAGCUGUCACCUAAAUUGCUCAUGUCUGUUUUGGAUUAUGCUGUUGAAGUGGGGACGUCUGUCUUUUUCGAUCCUGGGCCACGAGGGAAGUCGCUGAUUAAUGGAACACCUGAAGAACGAAAAGCCCUCGACAAGUUCCUGAGGAUGAGCGAUGUUCUUCUUUUGACUUCUGAAGAGGCUGAAUCGUUAACUCGAACAGAGGACCCGAUAUUAGCGGGCCAAGAGUUGCUCAGGAAAGGAAUUCGCACAAAGUGGGUGAUCAUUAAAAUGGGCCCAAAAGGCUCUAUUCUGAUCACCCCUUCUAGUAUAUCUUGUGCCCCUGGGUUUAAGGUGAAUGUCAUGGACACUGUUGGAUGUGGGGACAGUUUUGUGGCGGCUAUUGCAUUUGGGUUCAUACACAAAUUGCCACUUGUGUACACACUAACUAUUGCAAAUGCUGUGGGGGCAGCAACUGCUAUGGGUUGUGGUGCUGGUAGGAAUGUCGCGCAUCUGAACCAGGUUAAGGAGCUUUUGAGAAGAUCGAAUCUCAAUGAGGACGAAAAUUUUUGGGAGAAUUUGCUUAAAGAACAUUUGGAUGAUCUGGAAACUAUGGUACUCACAAAAGCUUCCGUAAAUGGAUUCAAUAACCGGCUCAAGCGCGCGUCCUUGCAGAAAGUGGUUUGUGAACUGCUGCCGAAGCUCGAGCAUGCACAGGCAAAUCAGGUUGGUGCAUGUUGAUUUAAAACGACUGCAAGUUUUGAAUUGUCACCCAAUUAGAUCAUCUUUUUUUUUUUUGGAAAAUAUCGGUUGGAUAAGAUACUAGAACAUCUAUCUCAGUAUACUUGCAUUAUUACAGUGCUGAAUUCUUGCGAAUACCUAGAAUAUUUAGAUCUACCCUUAAUUGGGUGAGGUUGCAUAUUUGGUGGCUUUGUGCUCUUGUAUUUUAUUCCUAUUUAUGACGUUCUGAAUAUAUUGUUUGGCCUGGCUGGCUGCUCUUGUACUGGAAAAUUUUGUGUUGUUUCCGAAUGGUUUUGGACAGAUAUUGAGAUCAAAUAAAUUUGGGUUUGAUUCUUGAAGAUGGUCUUCUCUGAAAAUCACUCAUGUAGAGGAUUCGACUUUCGAACCGCAUUUCUAAAGUUCAUUAGAUUGGAUAUAUGAAGUCAUGAAGAGAUCAUGUAAGCAUAACAGGCAAUACAAAACACUUGUUCAUAUGUGAGGCGGCCUAAAAGUUAGACAAGUCGGCCCGUUAUACUCUGGUGGCCUAACAGUUAGACAAGUCGGCCCGCUAUACUCUGUCAAUCAUUCGAUGAUCAAUAAACAGAUGGACAGCAUUUCUCUCUUCUUCUUUUUUUUUUUUUUUU